Molecule: messenger RNA, 932 nt
Organism: Bursaphelenchus xylophilus (pine wood nematode)
Lineage: Eukaryota; Metazoa; Nematoda; Chromadorea; Rhabditida; Aphelenchoididae
Source: the annotation of a GenBank genome assembly
AUGAAGUCAGAUUUUUCUUUGUUCUGCAUUGUCCCCUUGGUUACUGUAGCUGCAGUCGUCCAAUCUAUUGGGACACAUUACAAUGUAACCUUCAAAGGGCGAUUGCUCUGUGAUGGAGGUGGAUUACGCACGUUGAGGCCUGUGGUAAGAGCUGAUAGUUAUCGUCAAAAAAGCACCUAAACGUCUUCAAAAAGAGGAGAUUUCAUUGGCUCUUGAAUAGCAAAUACUAUUUUCUAACGAUAAAUCUUACAAAGAAGGGACUACUAUGAGGAAAAUAUACUUGAAAUGAUCUUUGAAUGAUGCUGUUAGGGUGUCCCAGAAACUUCUCAUGCCGAAUUGCAAGGCCCGAAGUUAAGCGGCUAUUCCAGUUUAGGGUGGACAAAAGAUUUUGUCGAUCAGUCGCAGGAAAAAUGUUUUCUGGCCGUAUCUUUGCGAACUCAAAGCAGAAAAAAGUUCUUAUUUCGAUAACUUCGCUGCCGGCUGCAAGCAAGCUACAGAUAGGAUUUUUCGAAAUUUCCUAUGUCUACGGCUGACACACUGACUCAGAAAUCGUCUUUUAAAAAAUCAGCCCUCCACUUUAUAUGUAAAACAAAAACCAUAAUUUUUCAGAAAGUUCUUCUCUGGGAAGAGGAUGGAGGCCAGAACGCCACGAUCAACCCUGAUGACUUGCUGGCCGAAACUGUUGCUCAAAGGAACGGAACAUACUCUGUGUCUGGUCAGACAGAAGAGGUCGGAAACAUUGAGCCAUAUAUUGAAAUGUAAGUUGCAUUUUUCGUAAGACACAUUACUUUAGUCAUCACAACUGCGGAGGCGAUUGUCUGAUCAUGAGAAGUUAUCAGAAUGUGACCGAUGGCUUGGAACUGUUUGGAAAAGGAGAGAAAUGCUACGACGCUCCUGAGAAGCCAAAGAAAAAUAAUAAAAAGAAAGCUUAA